GUUGUUUCACAGCUGCCAAUAGAAACGAAGAAACGUUGCCAUGGCGGCCCGGCUCUCGCGACACCUUGCUUGCAGACGGCACUCCAUCCGGCCGCUGCAACGAAGGGCUGCUGCGGGGCCAAGCAAUGUUCAUCAGUUUGCGCAGGAGGGAUUCUCUCGCAUGUCUGAGUAUGAGAAGGGUCGGCCCACGUAUCCCAGCUCUGCAACAAAACUUCUGGACAGAAUCUUCACCAAAAAUCUUGGCGCUUCCACGGUGGUGGAUCUCGGUGCUGGCACGGGGAAAUGGACCUCAACGUUGGUGAACUAUUUCCAAGGGCCCAACACGACCGCGGCAAAGUUCCAGGUCCAUGCUGUGGAGCCCGUGGUGAACUUCCGCGAAGUGCUGCGCAGCAAGUUCUCGAGCUGCAACGAAGUCGUUGUGCACGAUGGUAGCGCCAAGGACUUGACGCGCCUUUUCCGCCCCGGAAGCAUCAAUGCGAUUUCCGUGGCCACUGCUUUCCAUUGGUUCGCGACAGAGGAGGUUCUACAGCAGUUCUGCGACGUUUUGAAGCCGCAGGGCUGGGUCUACUUGAUUUGGAACGUGCAGGUGUACGACCUGGAGCCGGAGCUGCGCCAUCACUAUCCCGAGAUCGAUGAACGCAACGAGCAGUUUCUGCGCGCUUUGAAGCGCAAAGUGGUGAACACCUACCACGAUGAAACUUCUCCAGAGAUGGGUAAAAACAACUACCGAGCGAUGAAGGGAGACAUCUUGAAACUCGUGAACGACUUUGGCCUGUUUGGCAGCGGUAACGAGUAUCAAUGUUUCCACAACUCGAUGCAGCAGCUGGGCGACGUUGACGUCGUCAUCAACCACGUCCUCUCCAUUUCAUCCUUUGGGCGGCGUUCGGAAGAGGAAAAAGAGCUGGUGAGGC
Cladocopium goreaui is the source of this 911-nucleotide messenger RNA. NCBI's taxonomy places the organism in Eukaryota, Dinophyceae, Suessiales, Symbiodiniaceae. The record is from the annotation of a GenBank genome assembly.